UUGUUAUCAACAAACCCAAGGUGUAGAAGCGAUGUUUGUGCCGGCGUUGGGAAAGUGGUGUUCGUGUUAAUGACAGCAGCGAAAAUUUUAGGGACAACUCAUAAAAAGUUAUUUAUUACUUGCCCAUCACGGCGUGUAAAGAGCAAAAAAUGGAAUCUCCGGAAAGCGAGAAUUCGGAACAAGCUACCGAAGCUGAUCAGGAGACCAAUUUAAGACAUCGAAAGCUUCUUACGUGUGCUAAAAAGACAAUUGAAAAUGCAUCUUUACUCUUGCGGAGGAAGAUACCAUGUACAGGUCAUUUGAUGACACCACGCCGAUUAUGGAUUCAGACAAUACCUACACAGGAAUGUGAUGUAGUGCUGAUGUUCCCACCUGGGGCUCAGGAUUUUACAUUAAUGUGGCUCUUAUCUCGUCUGCGUGCUGGAACUCCUGGUUUAGUGGUGCAUGUCCGACACCAUGCAUCUUCUGACAGUUAUGGCUUUUAUCUUACUGCUCCUUUCCCUGUUUUGUUGAAGGCAGCAGAGGAACUUCAUCUUCCAAAAACACUGAAAUCAGAAUUUGGAGGUGGGCUAAAGGAAUUUGUGCAGCAAGAGGCAGCUUGUUUUGAAGGGACGGACAAUGAAUCCACUUUCUUCACAACACAAGAGAGGCAGUGGCUGGUUCUGCACCUGCUUCAGACAUUGAGGGCAGCUCCUGGUGAUCAACUUGGAGGGCUCAAGUUGAUUGAGGGACAGGCAAUAGUGCCAAAAUGCUUGUCUGCUGGAAUCAUCUCCCAAGUCUUCCCACUUCAUGAUCUUCCAUCACUCCAGAAGCUACAGAAGUCAUGGGUUCGUGACUUCUUUCGCAAGCAACCUUUGGAUGAUAUCUGCAAUUACUUUGGAGUAAAGAUCACAAUGUACUUUGCAUGGCUGGGUCACUACACCACAGCCCUCAUUGUGCCUGCAGUGGUGGGGUUAAUUUUCUGGGUUUGCUUCUGUGGCCACAAUCAGGCAGUUGAAGAUGUUGGAUAUGUCCUCUUCUCAUUUUUUAAUGUUCUCUGGGCAAGUGUGUAUGUUGAAACAUGGAAGCGGUACAGUGCAGAGCUUGCAUACCGUUGGGGUACUUUGGAUCAGCGUGAUGAGCUCUUGGUUGAACCUAGACCUCUGUUUAGUGGUACUCUUGAAGUAAGUCCUGUGACAGGGCGACUAGAACCAGUAUAUCCAGCAUGGAAAAGGAAUGUUUUUCGAUACUUUGUCAGUAUGCCCAUCAUACUGCUCUGCCUGGCUGUUGUCUUCGUCAUUAUGAUUGUGACACUACAAUUCCAGGAUUGGUGGGACCACUUCAUAACAGACAGAGGCUAUAUGUUUUGUCUAAGCUACUUGCCCAAAAUAUUUCUUGCUGUUGUUAUAACAUUGUUGGAUGAAGCUUACUAUAAAGUAGCUUGUUGGCUGAAUGACAAAGAAAACUACAGGCUUGAUACGAAGUAUGAAAAUCAUCUAAUCGUCAAAGUAGCAUUGUUUCAGUUUGUGAAUUCCUUCCUGUCGCUAUUUUAUAUAGCAUUUUAUCUUCAAGAUCAAGAGAAACUGAAAGAGCAACUGGCUGCCCUUCUGAUAGCGAGACAAGUUAUUGGUAAUCUUAAAGAAUCAGCAUUACCAUAUUUAUUGGAGCAAUUACGCCUGGCAAAACUUAGUUUUGAUCUCUUUGGCGCCCUGAGCCCUUCAGAGGCUAAGAAAGAUCUUUCAAAAGAACCUCAAGUAACAGCAGAUGAUGGGACAACUACAAAUAAAACAGGAAAUAGGAACAUAAGUCAAGCAGAACUAGAGAGUUCACUUUUCAAGUAUGAUGGAACAUUUGCAGAUCAUCUGGAAAUGUUUAUACAGUUGGGUUAUGUUGUUUUAUUUUCAUCUGCGUUCCCUAUGGCUGCCUUCUGUGCUCUGCUGAACAAUUUGAUCGAGAUCCGUAGUGAUGCAUUCAAAUUGUGCUUUAUAUUUCAAAGACCAUUUGGUCAGAGAGUGUCAAACAUUGGUACUUGGCAGAAUGCCAUGGAGGUAAUGUGCUUAAUUGCUGUCUUAGUCAACUGUGCCCUUAUUGGACUCUCUGGUCAAGUACACAGAAUGUUUCCAGAAAUGUCUACAACACAGACAAUUUUGCUCAUAGUUGCACUUGAGCACAUCAUGUUAAUACUGCGAUUCCUAAUAAGCUGUGCUAUCCCUGAUGUCCCUGAAUGGGUUGCUACAGAGAUGGCAAAAGUUGAAUUUGCUCGUAGAGAGGCUUGUCGUCGACUGUCUUCCACAACAGCCUCCACUCCAGCACGAGAUUCAGCAGUCAGUGCACCGAGCACCGUCAUUGGCCGUUUUGUAGUUUCCCCAGCAAAUGAUGAAAACAAGGAAAUGGAUCAGGAAGGAACUGUUGAGGAGACUGAAGCUGCAGAAACUGGGCAUCAGUUUACCGAGAUUGCUGCAAAAGCUGUUCCAGAUGGAAGUGCUGCUUCUGCAGGAACACCUGAUAGUUUACCAUCCCCUACUUUGCCCAAAAGUAUGAACAAGAGGGCAUCACCUCAUGAGUGGUUAUCCCCUGAAGGGGAACCACUCGGGUAUCACCUUACCAUAGGGCCUCACGGAGUGGACUGGGUUCGACAUCUUGGUCUUGAAGGAAGUAGAAAAUCCUGUGAUUCAGAGACUGUAGCAGGUGGAUCAGGUGAAAAUCUAGCAACUCACCGGAGCACUGACUGCAUAGUGACACCUAAAGAACUUACUGCGUCCUCUGAUUCCGAUCUUCUACGUUCUGCCCCUCCUUGGGCAUCCACUCAUCCUCGCCCCAAAUUCCGCUUUUCCCCAGAAAAGUCUGAACAGAAGGAAAUGUCUUUAUCAGAUAGUAGCCGCACUGUGUCAAGUCAGGAGGGAGAUGAGACUGUGGUAAAACCUGAAGAAGCAGCAGCUGCGAAGAAAACUAGAGUGAAACAGAGUCUGAUGAAAAGGGCUCGUAGUGUAGCAAUCUUCUCUCUCAAGCUCAAGGAAAGACGAGCUGCUAGAGAAGCGAAGGAAGCAGAAAUGAGAGCAAAGGAGAAGUGGACACCACCUGCCACUGUUGGAGGAGAACUGUCUUGUAUUCCCAUAGAAAAACUCAUCUCAGUGGAUGAUGUUGCUGUCGAUCUCCAAAGACGCAAAAAUCAGAAUUCUGGAAAUAUGUAGCGCCUACUUCCAUCAUCUUCAUUGUUUGUAUGGUACUUAUGUCAUCAGUUUUAAUUUAGUCUCUCCUGUUGAGUACUUCCUAUAGAUGAAACUUACUGUAACUUAAUGUAUGUAGUCUUUACUGCUCUAUAAACUUGUCUAUAUUUCAGUUGGUAUGAUCGUACAGUCCAUACAUACAGAUAGAAUGGUGUCUGUGUUGUAUCUACCCCAUAUGCUGUACAAUAAUCUUUCAGUGUGCUUCACAUUGUUGUAUAUUUAAAAGAAAAGAAAAGUGUUACAAAAUAUUAGUUAAAUUAUGUGAACAUUAGAAAAUGCUUUUAUGUCUCAAAUGUAAUGAGUUAUUUAUUUGUUUGACCGAAGAGACACAAAGUAAAAUAUAUUCCAGAACAGAUUUUCAGUAAAACUGUCAAAUAGCUCCAUUGAGCUGUAAUAGUAUGUGAAUUGUUUUCAUUUUUCCAUGUGUGGGUAGAGGUAAAAGUAUCAUCAGCGUGUAGCCUGCCAUUGUCAAAGUGCUGUGUAUGUGAGUGAGAAGCAGUGUAAAGCACAAGAGUAUUAGAUACUGUAUUAUGUUUUGUGCUGUAUGGUUUUUCCUCAUUUCUUGCUAUUAGGUAAUAGUUUCAUGAAAUAGUUGACGUUUACCGUUCGUUGCCAAGUGCCUACUGCAGUAUGGAAUUUAGUUUGUUGAGGUGAAGUAUAAAUGUAUAAAUACUCAAGUGUACUUAGAUUCAUUACACAUAUACUUAUUCAUACAUUCCAUUAUCAAUGUGAAAUGUGCAAGUUAUUUAUAUACAGUGACUCCUAAAUUAAGCAUGAUAUAAUUUUGUUUAUAAUUGCAAAUCGUGUUUCUAAAAUUUUAAAAUUUUUUUACUGUGAAAAAUGUCUCGUUAAUAACUGCAUUGAAUAAAGAAGACUUUUAAAAUAAUGAUCCUAAAAGCUAUUUUCUUACAUGAGCGAAAAUACUUUUGUAAUACACAAAGGUUUUGUUGAAAAUGCUAUAAAUGUUUUUCCUUUUCAUAAGUACAAUUCAUAUUUAUUUUAUAUUUAAGAUUCUGUGAAAUUGCAAAUAUUUUUAUGAAUAAUCAUCUCAUCAUUGAAACCAUCCAGCACAUAAUUCCUGCAUAUAUAUUUAACUACAGUAAAGCAAAAAAAUAUUUUGAUCAUAACGUAAGGUCUUAGUAACCCUUUUAGACAUAUCCGACAUGAGCAAACGAUUUAGAAUAACAAAGUGGUGUAAUUUAAGAUGCACACAUUCAACAAUUGAAUGCAGUGAUCAAAGUAUGAGUCUGCUGCAGUGUUCACAUUUUGUUGUAAUAUGUUAUAUUUUGGAA
This is a messenger RNA of Schistocerca americana (American grasshopper), 4498 nucleotides long. It is a transcript of the gene wwk, whose product is annotated as anoctamin-8. The transcript is spliced from 16 exons. The coding region runs from base 150 to 3170 and encodes 1006 amino acids. Gene Ontology annotation, molecular function: chloride channel activity. Gene Ontology annotation, cellular component: plasma membrane. The record is from RefSeq and is a predicted model, not a curated record. Gene Ontology annotation, biological process: chloride transmembrane transport. NCBI's taxonomy places the organism in Eukaryota, Metazoa, Arthropoda, Insecta, Orthoptera, Acrididae.